AUGAAGCCCAAUAGCUUGAAAGAGAGGCUCAAGUCAUCUCGGACUGAGAUUAGUGAAAUGGGUGACAAGAACAAACGACGACUGAAAAAAUACCUUCAGGCAACUGGAAACUUGUUGUUUCAACGAUCCGAACGCAGCUUGUUGACACUUCGAGAGCAGCAUCAAGAUCAUGCCGCUCGAGAGAGUGAGGAACACCGAGUGUUGCGUACCACUGUCAUUGUCGAACAAACCCCUGAACCAGGAACAGACUUGGAGGAGGAGGGAAUGGAGACAUCAUCUGAAAAUGCUGAUAGCAAUUCCAUGGCAUCCACCAAAAUGAAACGAAAACGGGGCAUGCUCAACAAAUGGGUCUCCAAAAUGAUGGCCUCCAAUGACAAAGCAUCACCGCCACCACCACCACUGGAACAAGACGACGACGAAGACAUCCAAUUUGAGGGGUGCACAUUGCACAUUGCUUCUCUGCGCAGCACGUCUCCACUCGUGGAUCGAAAACGAUCGGAUGGAACCGUGGACACUUCUACGAAUUCGGAAAAGUGUGAAACUUUCGACGACGACGAUACCACGAAAAUGAUGGUCGUUUCGGGUCAACGAGACUGUGCCGAUACCGUGGAUGCCAGUACGGUUGUGGUCAGCAACAAAAGCAAUCCCGUGACUCGGAUUCUUUGCAGCAUGUCCGAAGAAACUACGGUGCGAGAAAUCAAUGCCUGGCGCAAUGCGGCCUGUGACUUGUUGCUGUUGUAA
Messenger RNA from Cylindrotheca closterium, 741 nucleotides. The record is from the annotation of a GenBank genome assembly. NCBI's taxonomy places the organism in Eukaryota, Bacillariophyta, Bacillariophyceae, Bacillariales, Bacillariaceae.